This is a messenger RNA of Eimeria mitis, 2949 nucleotides long. RefSeq lists its product as uncharacterized. Lineage: Eukaryota; Apicomplexa; Conoidasida; Eucoccidiorida; Eimeriidae. The record is from RefSeq and is a predicted model, not a curated record.
AUGGAAUUGAUCGAAACAGGAGGAGGGGAAGAGGUAGAAGAAGAACUUACUUCUAGUGGUAGCGAAGAGGAUGAUGUGCCGCCAGCGAAGAGGACAAGGCAAGAGGAGUCAACGGAGGAGGAGGAAGAGGCCUCUCCCCCCCUAACUCCUCCCUUUGUUGCUGGAGACUAUGGUAGUGCUUCUGUAGCAACAGAAGAGAUGGCGCCAACAGAAGCAGCAGCGCCAACAGCAGCAACAGAAGAAGAAGAUACAGCAGAACAACUGCGACGGCAGAUAUUGGAGUAUGUUGGUCAAAUUUUAGCAGACGAUGACGGGAUGACAGGAGGGGAUGAAGAAUUAGAGUACGCUGUAUGGGAGAAUUUACUAACAACCAUGCAGGAUACGCCGCCCAUACAAGAACGAGAGAAAGAAACGGGAGACGAGAAGGAGAGGAAAAGAAGGAAACGAAAAAGUAAAGAAGAAAAGGGAGGGAAUGGGAGGAAAGUGCGCCAAAAAGAUGCGCUUGAAGGCGUUCGGUCGCCUGCCCACAGCCCGCUUUGGUCUGAUGAUGGAGCAGAAGUAGAAACAAAAGCAGGAGAAGAAAAGGAGAAGGCAGAACAAGAUACACCCGUACAAAAACGAAAGAAAGAAAGGGGAAACGAGAAGGAGACAAAAAGAAGGAAACGAAAAAGGGAAGAAGAAAGAGGAGGGAAGCGGAGGCAAGUGCGCCAAAAAGAUGCGUUUGACGGCGUUGGGUCGCCUGGCCUCAGCCCGCUUUGGUCUGAUGAUGGAGCAGAAGUAGGAAGGAAAGCAGGAGAAGAAGAGGAGAAGGCAGAGGAACAUAUACCCGUACAAGGACGAGGGAAAAAAACGGGAAACAAGAAGGAGACAAAAAGAAGGAAACAAAAAAGGCAAGAAAAAGGAGGAGGGCAUGGGAGGCAAGUGCGCCAAGAAGAUUCCUUUGGAAGCAGUGAGUCGCCUGACCUUAGCCCACUUUGGUCUGAUGAUGCAUCAGAAGUAGGACUAUAUGCAGGAGAAGAAGAGGAAGUCUCAGAAGAAGAUACAUCCUUUGCAGAUUCUGGUGACGAGGGUCCUUCUACUGGUCCUAGUUUUGCACUGCUUAAGAGACUGCAGCAGCGGGGAGGGAGAAGAACAGAAAGAGAGUUCAUAAGUAGGGCAGUAGGAAGUUUUAAAUUCGAUCCUCUUCAGCCAUCUAAAGGACUAGUCCUAGUAAACCAGCCUGGACGAGGCUGGACGAGACAAGAGGCGUUACCGGAGGUGGACGAAGAGCCUUUUUCCCCCUUAUCUCCCCUCUAUGCUGCUGGGGAUCAUGCUGUUGCUGAUGUAACAACAGAAGAGUCGUCAACAACAGAAACAGCGUCUCCUACAGCAACAACGGAAGAAGAAGAUGCAGUAGAAGAACUGGAGCAGCAUAUGGUGCUAUACGUCGCGGAUUUGUUAGCAGAAGAUGAGGGGAGUAUAGCAACAGAAGAAUUAGAUUACGCUGGGUGGCUGGAAUUAAUAACAGGCAUGGACGAUAUGCAGUCCAUAGGAGAACGAGAGGAAGAGGCGGGAAACGAGGAGACAAAAAGAAGGAAACGAAGAAGGAAAGAAGAAAGAGGAGGGAAGGAGAGGCAAGUACGCCAAAUAGAUUCGACUGAAAACGAUUGGCUGCCUUUCCUCAGCCCGUUUUUGUCCGAUGAUGAAUCAGAAGUAGGAACAAGAGCAGGAGAAGAAAAGGAAAAGUCCGAAGAAGAUACACCUGUUACAGAUUCUGGUGACGAGGGUCCUUCUACUGGUCUUAGUGCUACACAGCGUAAGAGACGGCAGCGGCGGAGAAGGAGGAGAAGAAGAGAAGGCAGUUUCUUAGCUAGUGUAGCAGCAGCAUUCCCGUUCGAUCCUCGUUAUCAACCUCAAGGAACAGUCCUAGUAAAUCCCAUUGGUUGCCCGUCUGAUGAAGAGGAAGAACAACAACAGCAACAAGAAAAAGAAGAACAACAACUGCAAGAAGAAGAAGAAGAAAGAGAAGUAGAAGAAGAUAUGGAAGAACGAACAAGAAGACGUACAUCGAGACAACUGGAAUACACCGUUCAUGUACCACAUACCGACGCCUCAUACGUCGUUGGCGGCAAAGAAAUCACAGACGAAAGUCUAGUUGGUUUGCUGUGCUUCGUCUGUUGCUAUUCUCUGUCAGGGGCAGCCGGCGUUACUAAUAGUCUCUGUGCCUCUUCCUUCUCCAGAAGAGCAACGACAGCUGCAGCAGCAACAGCUGCAGCAACCGAUGUAAACCACCACCCCUUCUACAGACGUCCUCUUGUAGCCAGUGAUGCCGUUCUUUCCAGGGACUUACAGUGGAGGGGUUGGUCAACAUCUCGACGGACCUUAAGCGAAACGGAUGCUCUCAUAAGGAUUAAAGAUAUCUUGAAGAAGCCAAUAUUAGACUCAGGAGACCUCGAUCGUCUAUCGGAGUGUCUCGAGCAGCUAGUUGGGCAAACACUGCAACGGAAAAAGGAGGUCAUCGAUGAGCGAAGCCCUGAUUAUGUUGUAGAGAGGCUCGCCAUGGCUGUGGUGCUUACAGAUGCAAUGUUUGUUGCAGCAGAGGUAUUAGGAGAGGAUGCCAAGAGAGACGAAUGGUGGGGAGCAAUAUUAGACACCCUUCCGGUGUAUACACGCCCCUCUCGGUCUUCCGUUUCCCGCCGCACAGCAGAGCAAAGUGUGCUGUUGGCAAGGCUGCUGCAGAAUGCACUUGAAUUCUAUAAAGGGGGGCUCAGACCCCCUUCAGGUUAUCUCGUUCCUGUUAAGCAAAUUAUCUUCUCUACACCGGCGGUGACGGCGUUGCAGAGAGGUCCAUGGGCGCGUUUCCGGGAUGAUGACGUAGAGUGGCAGCAGCAGCAGCAGCAGCUGCUGCACUUGCAGGAUCGGCUGCAGGAAUCGGAACCAACGCAACACGAACAGCAGCCGGAAGAGUAG